AUGACGCGACUUCAACUCACCAAGCCGGCUAUCCGCCGUCUGGCUCGCCGUGGCGGAGUGAAGCGUAUCUCCGGCCUGAUCUACGAGGAGACCCGCGGUGUCCUCAAGGUCUUCCUGGAGAACGUGAUCCGUGACGCCGUCACCUACACCGAGCACGCUAAGAGGAAGACAGUGACCGCUAUGGAUGUGGUUUAUGCUCUGAAGAGACAGGGCCGCACUCUGUACGGUUUCGGAGGUUAAACUCGGUACCUGAACGCACCAAGACCCAACGGCUCUUUUAAGAGCCACCCACAACAACAAAGAACAUGUCUCUGUUAUAAGUCUCAUUAACUUAAUAAUAAUAAUAGCUUAAUUUUAACUGUGCAAGAUGAUUAUUAGGUUAAAGAAAGUAAAAAAAAACCAAACAUGACAAGUGUUUGUUGACGAGAGUUGGUUAUUCACAAUUACUUCUUUACAGCUACGUUGAUGUACAACUCUGCAUUUGAUUACUCUUAUAUUAUGUUAAUUUUUAUUUUUAUACUUUAUUACUAUACUAUGCAUACAACAUAUACAUACAUUGAUGUGUGCGAACUACACGUAAUAAUAUAAAUCAAAAUGUUAUGCGAGAUUAUUUAAUUUUUAUGGUUUCAACUCAAAAUAAACUAGUUUUAUGAAAAACUAAAACAAAACCAAAAGCCUCCAUAUUCGGAUAUUUUUUUACUAAGCACAGAUUCAAGUGCGCUAAAAAUUUAUUUGGCAAACAAUGCACCGGCAAAAUCCACCAGCACGUUGUGGAUCAGGAUCAAUUGGAAUCUUGGGAGUAAUUUUCUACGACCUUAGUUCAGAAUUGAGUGAGAAUGAUUUUUAUUUUUGUCUAAGUCUAGUCUCAUAAAACUUUUUCAUACUCGCAAUUUUAAUGAGUGCCAAGGUUUUAGAGCAUAUCAGACACCACGUGUUUAGUUCUCACACUGAGAGGAUGAACAGAAACGAAUAAAUACUUGAUUGUUUCCCCUCUUCUU
Messenger RNA from Cynoglossus semilaevis (tongue sole), 998 nucleotides. RefSeq names its product histone H4-like. Gene Ontology annotation, molecular function: protein heterodimerization activity; DNA binding; structural constituent of chromatin. Lineage: Eukaryota; Metazoa; Chordata; Actinopteri; Pleuronectiformes; Cynoglossidae. The record is from RefSeq and is a predicted model, not a curated record. Bases 1 to 240 code for a protein of 79 amino acids. The transcript has 2 exons.